Messenger RNA from Penicillium angulare, 10380 nucleotides. It is a transcript of the gene nrps12, whose product is annotated as nonribosomal peptide synthetase fmqA. Gene Ontology annotation, biological process: secondary metabolite biosynthetic process; amino acid activation for nonribosomal peptide biosynthetic process. The record is from RefSeq and is a predicted model, not a curated record. The transcript has a single exon. Bases 1 to 10380 code for a protein of 3459 amino acids. Gene Ontology annotation, cellular component: cytoplasm. Gene Ontology annotation, molecular function: phosphopantetheine binding; catalytic activity. Lineage: Eukaryota; Fungi; Ascomycota; Eurotiomycetes; Eurotiales; Aspergillaceae.
AUGUCGGACUCUUGCUUUUUCCCCCACCUCAAUGAUGGUGUUUCGCAUCCUCGUCAGGCGCAAGAAACUGUGGAUAUUGAGGGUGCUGUCCUGAAAAGACUCAUUCUUCACUGCCAGCGCACACAGACCCCAGUCGAAUUCUGCCUUGCAAGCAUUUGGGCGGUCAUCCUUGAACAAUAUACCUCUGCUGAUUGCUAUGUUUUGGGGAUCACGAUUUCGGACGCCCAAGCCUCACAUUGCGGCGAGAAUUACAUCAUCCAGUCAAGGGAAACACGCACAGCCUCAAUUCAGCGAUUAAGUGCACCCGAAGGGUGGGAUAGAAUACCUUUCUCUUCAACCUCAUCGAUGAACUAUAAUACAGGCAUCUUGAUUACAGAGACCAGUCCACCGGCUGCAGCCUCGAUACGCGACUCAUAUGAUGUUCAAUUCACAUAUGAACGAUCGGCAAAGUCUGCACGCCUGAGCCUGCAAUAUCGCCUGUGUGCCCUUUCCAAAAGAAAUGCUGUGUUGCUGAAGGAAGCUCUUGGUGAUGUUGUUGACUCUGUCGUCAAGAGCUCUCAUAUCACAAUAGAGGGACUAUCAACCCUACAGUAUCCAGCUCACCUCCAGCAGAUCCAGCAAUGGAACGCUAAUCCGGUCGCAAUUCCUCCAAGCACCAUGAUUCACUCCCUCAUUCAUCAACAUUCCAUUCAUCGUUGCGCCCAUCCAGCUAUCCAUGCCUGGGAUGAGAAAUUCACGUACGCUGAGCUCGAUACAUUGUCCUCACGAUUAUCUCUUGACCUACAGCACAAAGGUCUUGGUCCAGGGACCAUGGUUGCGACUUGCUUUGAAAAGUCUGCGUGGGCUAUUGUCGCCCUGUUAGCGAUUAACAAAACUGGUUCUUGCUUCGUGCCCCUCGAACCGACCCAUCCAGAAGCGCGCAUCGAAGCUAUCCUUCAGCAAACGAAAGUAUUGACCGUCUUGGUAGACUCUUCCCACCAUGAAAAUGUCUUCCAAAAGCUGAUUCCGACUCGUUUGGUCAUUUCGAGGAGAUAUAUCAACACCAUCCCCUACGACGCUACCUCUUAUCGGGUGCCGAGAGUCGUGGCCACCGACCCGGCCUAUUGCCUUUUUACUUCAGGUAGUACGGGAGUACCUCGUGGUUGUUUGGUGAGCCACACUGCGCUGGCAAGCGUUGCCAACCACUCCAAACAUUUGCACAUCGAUUCCACUAGUCGCACGCUGCAAUUUGCGUCGAUGACUUUUGGUAUCUCUCUCAUCGAAAUUUGGUGUACAUUAAGCUCUGGUGGCACGCUCUGCAUUUUAUCGGAGCAGGAUCGAAACAAUUCCUUAGCUGCCGUAAUGCGAGAGAUGGAGGUCAACUGGGCCCUCAUGACUCCCACCACCAUCCAGGUCCUCCAGCCCGCUGAAGUACCCGCGCUCCGAGUCUUAUUAAUCGCAGGGGAGCCUCUUGCCAAGGCUCAAGCUGACAUCUGGGCCUCGGCUCUAAGUCUGUUUCAGGCCUAUGGGCUAACAGAAUGGGCUGGAAUUUGCACCGUGUCAAGACAGAUCAUACCAUUCGAGUCUCACACGAGCAUUGGAUAUUGUGUGGGAGGGCGGUCAUGGUUAGUGAGGCCAGACAAUGUUGAAGUAUUGGUUCCAGUUGGCGCGGAAGCCGAAAUGUUGAUAGAGGGACCCAGCCUGGCGCUAGGUUACCUUCAAGAGCCGCAACGUACGGCUGAUGCUUUCAUAUCCCCUCCUUCGUGGUAUAUGGCGAUGAACCCAGAUCAUCAUGGAUUCAAAACACUAUACGCAACAGGUGAUAUUGUUCGUUACCGCUCUGACGGGAGCCUUGAGUACCUGGGUCGUAAAGGUACGCAGGUCAAACUACGCGGGCAGCGGAUCGAACUGGGGGAGGUGGAGUAUCACAUUGCCCAAAGUGCCCGAAACGUCAAGAAAGUUGUUGUUGAAAUCGUUCAGCCAAAGGGUGUUGACAGCCAUUCAACACUAGCUGCCUUCCUUUAUCUUGACUAUCCCCCGGAGCUCAAUGGAGAGAAGUCCGUCUCCCCUCAAACAACUGAUCCGGAGGAUGGGUGGUUUACGGUUGCAAAUGGCCCCUUGCUGUCCACCAUCCAAGAAAUUGGUAUUACACUUGGCAAUACAUUGCCAUCUUACAUGGUUCCGCAGCUUUUUUUACCUUUGCGGCAUUUGCCUGUCACCACUUCAGGCAAGGUGAAUCGUCGCCAGCUUCGGGAGAUGAUUCAGCAACGUGAUCGAGAAUGGUGGACGGCGCUCACAAAGGAGAGGAAACCUAUUAUUGGCCCCGAAACGGACGCUGAAGUCGUCGUUCAUACUUGGGUCAGUCAGGUGUUGCAACUUCCGCCGGAUAAUGUCGGAAUGAAUGACGAUUUCUUUACCUUGGGAGGUGACUCGGCGUUGGCUAUGAAGCUGGUCGGUAUAGCCCGUCGUCAGCUUAUUCAACUACAGGUAGUCGACGUGGUUUCCAACCCUGUACUUUUUGACCUUGCCCACUUGAUAGAAGAUCGGGUUGGUAUUUCUCCAUCAUCUACACUGUCGUCUCCUCCCUUUCAUCUCCUCCGGCAAGAGGGAAUGAGCAAAGAAGCGCUCCAAAACAUGAUAGCCGAUGCGGCAGACAAAUGCGGAGCUGUUCCACAGGAUAUUGAGGACAUGUAUCCAUGUACUGAUAUGCAAGAAAGCCUCAUAGCUAUGUCUAUUGUCAAUACAGGCCAUGCUGUGGCCAUAUUCCGGUACCGGCUUCAGCCCGAAGUGGAUGUGGACCGUCUCCAGAGCGCCUGGAAAGAAGUGGUUGACGCAAAUCCCAUCUUACGAACACGAAUAGUCAAUCAAAAAGUCAAUGGAAUGACGCAGGUGAUCCUUAAGCCCCGUGCCGUUGGCUGCACAUCGCUCUUCGCUCCCAAAGAGACACUAGGUGCCCGUCCUAUCCGCCCUGGCGACGAACUGGUCACGGCGGAAUUAAAAACAGAUAUCGAUAACGCCUCCACUCUUAUUCUCACUAUUCACCAUGCCCUCUGUGAUCGAUGGUCAAUGACCAACAUCAUACAUCAUGUUGAACAAGCUUAUUCUGGGAGAAGCAUCCAGGCUCCGCCUUCAUUCGCCUUAUUUGUGGCCGAAACAUCCCUACAACGCAAAGAUAGCCGGGUUCGUCAGUAUUGGCGGGAGCAAUUGGCAAAUCUCAAUGCGGUGCCUUUUCCUACUCUACCCCCAGGUUACCGUGCCUUACCGCGGAGCCGAAUUGAGCAAUCAACGACCCUUCCAGCCCCGAUUCCACAGGGGGCAACGGCAUCCAACUUGCUUCGUUUGGCCUGGGCUACAGUCAUUGCAGCAAAUACCUCGAGCGAUGAUGUUUUAUUUGGUACGAUUGUUUCAGGACGGGGCAUGGCUCUCGCUGGCGUUGAACAGAUGACCGGACCGGCAAUUGCAAAUGUCCCGCUACGCAUCCAACUGCGACCAGAGGAGCGGGUUGAUCAAGCACUUGUGCGGCUUGGGCAGCAGUUCCUGGCAAUGAUUCCCUAUGAGCAGUUUGGGAUGCAGAAUAUUUCCCAGGAUGGGGACGAGGCGAUGGUGGAAGCCAUUAAGCCAAACAAUAAUCUGGUCGUGCAGCCAUACUGGGAACCCCCUUCACAGAGUCUGUGGGCCAAUCACGAUGCUGAUGCUGUUACAAAUGGGGGCUUCAGCUCUAGUGCCCUGACUGUCGUUUGCUGGCUUGGGAGAGAUCCUCGAGAGAUCCGCAUUGAGGCCAUUUUUGACGAACAUAUCUUCCAUGCUGUAAGUGUCCAGCACCUGUUAGACCAGCUGCAACAUGUUCUACAUAGUGCUGUCUGUUAUCCAAAUCACACGAUUGGUGCCCUUUCCGUGAUUACAGAUCGCGACACAAAACUUCUUGAGCGGUUUAAUGCGCGUAUGACGCCCCCACCACCACCGGUCGACUCCGUUGGGGAGCUCUUGGACCUCCAUGUCAAACAGGGACCCGAUGAGCUAGCAGUCUCGGCCUGGGAUGGUGACUUCACUUAUCGUGAAUUGAGCAUUGAGUCCUGCCGCUUAGCAAAACGACUGGCCGACCAGGGUGCAGUAGCCCACGAUUUCAUUCCUAUUCUGUUGGGUGGGUCAAAAUGGACACCAGUAGCUAUGUGGGCCACAAUCAAGCUCUCCUGCGCAUUUACUCUGCUCGACCCAGCUCAUCCCAUUGAGCGACUCCAAGGUAUAUGCAAAGCAUUGCGAAGUCGCAUAGUUAUCUCAUCAUCCCUCGCAUACAGCCUGGUGUCCAAUAUUGGUCACCAGGUUCUAUUGGUGGAUGCAGAGCGGGACUGCGAGAGCCCAUUUGAGCAGCAGGUUGGACAAACAGUUGCUGUCGCUGGUGGCCAAGCCAUCCUCUAUGUGGUUUUUACGUCAGGUUCCAGCGGAAAGCCUAAAGGCGUGGUUAUUGAGCAUCGGUCAUUCUACGCGAGCGCCAUGGCACAUAACCCCAUGCAUCAAGUAGGAGCUAAAUCUCGUGUCUUGCAGAAUGCGUCACAUGCUUUUGAUAUAAGCAUCAUGGAGAUUCUGAGCACCCUCCUGGCCGGGGGAUGUGUCUGCAUUCCAUCCCAGAAGCAGCUGCGCGACGAGUUCAUCGAGACGGCCAACCGGCUUCAGAUCACACACUCGUUCCUGACACCUUCGGCUGCUCGUACUCUUAACUUGUCUCAAGUCAAAUCACUCCGUUGUCUUAUUCUUGGUGGAGAGUCUUUGCGAAGUACUGAUGCCCGAUGGCUAAAUCAUCUUGAAUGCCGGGUCGUCCAUGAAUAUGGCCCAGCUGAAUGCUCCAUUGCCGCCACCGCAAAAAAGUCACAGUCGAACGACCUUACCAGCCAGACAAUAGGGUUUCCAAUGGGUUGCCGAUGCUGGGUGGUGAAUAGCCACGACCCCCAGCGCUUAGCACCCAUUGGUGCAGUCGGAGAACUUAUCCUUGAAGGUCCCAUCGUUGGCCGGGGGUAUCUUAAUGAUUUGCAGCGGACCGCUGCAUCCUUCAUCGCACCGCCGAACUGGUUGCGUAGUUUUGAUCCUGCAAUCAAGGCCGACGAGAGAGUUUACAAGACAGGAGACUUGGUGCGUUACCGCAAAGAUGGGGCGUUAGAAUAUGUCGGCCGACAGGAUUUCCAAGUGAAGAUCCGAGGCCAGCGGAUUGAGCUAGAGGAAGUGGAGCGACAUGUUCAACGUGAGUGGUCCUCCGCGAACGAAGUCAUUGUCGACUUGACCCGCUUGGGCCCUAAAAAGACACCUUCUCUUGUUGCCUUCAUUGGCCCGGAUCAGGGCGUGGAAUUGCCGGGUGUGGGUUUGAUCAUGCUUUCUAAGAAAGAGUUCAAGACACGGGUUCACGAGGUCGAGCAGCGACUGGAGAGACUCCUCCCCUCCGCGAUGAUUCCAACUCUUUUCUUGGCCGUACGACAAAUCCCUCGAGGUGCUACCAGCAAGAUCAACCGUCUCUCCCUACGCGACGCCGCAGAGCAGUUGUCAACGGAGGAGCUGCAACUGCACCGACAGGAAACACAGAUCAAGCGCUCGCCUGCGACACACAAAGAAAAAAUUCUGUCCAAACUCUGGGCCUCCGUUCUAAACAUAAAUGACGACUUCGUUGGUCUCGACGAUGACUUUUUCCGUCUUGGUGGAGACUCCCUGACUGCCGUCGAUUUAGCUGCGCGUUGUGAAGAACAUGGCUAUGCAAUAACGGUCUCCGAAAUUUUCUCGCAUCCAACAUUGGCCAAACAAGCAUAUAACAUGCAUGAACGCUCUGAAACUACACUACCAGUGGUCCCUCCACCAUAUUCACUUCUCCUGCACGACAAGGAUGCUGUGAUUCUCAUGGCUGUUGAGCAAUGCCAAGUGUCUCGGGACCACAUCGAAGAUAUCUACCCCUGUACGCCGCUGCAAGAGGGUCUCCUGGCAUUGACCGCGCGUGACCCGGAGGCAUACAUUGGCCAAUGGAUAUACCGACUGCCUCACGGAGUUGAUUUGGAAAGACUGCAUCUUGCGUGGCAGCACGUUGCUCAAAGUCAUCCAAUUAUGCGUACGCGUAUGGCUCAAGGGACUGAUAAUCGACUGUACCAGGUAGUCUGUACCAAUCCUCUACCUUGGCGAGUAUGGAGCGCUCUCAAUGAAACUGAAAUCCGGAAUAUCCGGGCCGAGAUGACUCUUGGGCAGGCUCAAACCGAUCUAGUUGUUUGCCUGGAGCGUGAGAAUAGUCCGCCUCGACUUCUCCUCACCAUGCACCAUGCAAGCUACGAUCAAAACUCCAUGGUUCAUAUUCUGCGAGAUGUUCAUGCCACGUACCAAAGCCAAGCUGAUCCGAUCCCUCGACCAUUCAGCCCUUUCAUUCGAUACAUUCAAGGUACAGCUGCCGCUCAAGUUGACUUUUGGCGGGAGGCUUUGGCUGGCUUUGACGAACCCCCAUUCCCAGAACUACCGGCCUCUAAUUACCGACCAGCACCAUCCAUGGUGCUUGACAGGAAAUGGACUUUCGAUCCUGUUGCCGCUGGACGAAGUAGUGUCACCUUCACGACGAAGUUAUAUCUGGCAUGGGCCAUUGUCCAGUCACGAUAUCAGCGCAGCCAUGAUGUUGUGUUUGGCGUGACAAUUUCUGGUCGAUCAGCCUCCUUGCCAGGGAUACAGAGUAUGACCGGCCCCACACUUGCCACCAUUCCUCUCCGUCUUCGGAUGAGCCCAGAUCAGUCAUUAUCGGAGCUCUUGCAGAUGACACAAAAUGUGCGAGCCGCUGCCAUUCCAUACGAGCAGGCAGGCCUACAGAAUAUCGGCCGAUGUGGCCCUCAUGCGGCACGUGCAACUGAUUUUCAGACUCUGCUCAUUGUCCAACAGAAUACUGAAGCCGAUUCAGCAUAUUCUAGUCUGUUAGAACUUGUGAAAUCUGUGACCGAAUGGACUACUUUCACGACAUACGCUCUCCUGAUCUCUUGCACCAUUUCCAAGGACGGGCGAGUCUUUGUUCAGGCAAGUUUCGACUCGACAGUCAUCUCGUCGGAGAAGGCCGAUCGCAUCCUCUGCUUCUUCGAGGAGACCCUCAACUUUUUGCACGAACAAGCAGAUUGUCUACUUCGAGACAUUCCAAGCGUCAGUCAGCGUGAUCAUGAGCAAAUUAUGCGAUGGAAUAGCCGUCCACAAGUCUCGAUGGUAAAUUCCUGUGUUUGCUGCUUGAUUCGGGAAAAAUCUCUCCAGGAUCCAGUAGCCCCGGCAGUUUGUGCCUGGGAUGGCACAUUUACCUAUGCAGAGUUGGAUAGCCUGUCGUCGAGAUUGGCCUUGCAUCUCCUUGCGAAAGGGCUCAGCGUGGGAACGUUCGUGCCACUCUAUUUCGAAAAGUCACGAUGGACAACAGUAGCCAUCUUGGCGGUGGUCAAGGCCGGCGGUGCAUUUGUUCUUCUAGAUCCCUCUCAUCCUAUGCCUCGCUUGCAAGAUAUCUGUGAACAGCUCGGGUCUCCGGUUCUGGUGACAUCAGAGCAGAACACUGCCCUUGGAGGCGAGCUGUGCUCUCAAUCAGUAACGGUUGGCGAUUAUCACUGCCAGUGGUCCAAUUUGAGGGAUCCGAAAGAGUUAUGUUGUGGCCUGAGUGAUCCGAACCGUCCACUCUAUGUUGUUUUCACCUCCGGGUCGAGUGGCAAACCUAAAGGCGUGGUCAUUGAGCAUACAUGCUACGCUACGGCGGCGCAAGCCCACAUCCCGCUCUUGAAAUUGACGCGAUCUUCUCGAGUACUCCAGUUUGCGUCAUACGCCUUUGAUGUUAGUAUUAUGGAUCACCUCAGCACGUUGAUGGUCGGUGGCUGCGUUUGUGUGCCCUCCGAAGCGCAGCGCCGUGAUGGGUUGGCUGAUGCUGUUGAGACUUUACAGCCCACUCAUGCCAUGCUAACCCCCUCUUUUGCUCGUUCCAUUCACGAUCCAGAUCGACUUUCAUCACUGGAGGUUCUUUCUGUCAUUGGGGAGAAAGUACAGGCGGUGGAUGUACAAAAAUGGGCGCAUCGGGUGCAUUUCGUCAACGCAUAUGGCCCGGCUGAAUGUUCGGUCGUUUCCACCAUCCAGGAUUCUUGUAAUGCUUCAAAAGAUCCUGGCAACAUUGGAUAUGCUGUUGGCGGAAUCUGUUGGGUUGUGGAUCCCGAAAAUGCGGAAAGCUUGAGUCCUAUUGGUGUGCCUGGAGAGCUACUUAUUGAAGGCAGUUUGGUCGGGCGUGGAUACCUUGGUCUACCCCAGAAGACGGCAGAAGUGUUCAUCUCACCUCCAGGAUGGCUUCAGAUGGUACGACCAGGUUCUCCCGGGCGCCUGUAUAAAACUGGUGAUCUGGUAAAAUACGCCGAGGAUGGCAGCCUGGUGUAUUUGGGCCGUAAGGACACGCAAGUGAAGCUCCGCGGCCAACGAAUGGAACUCGGUGAGGUCGAAACGCGGGUUCUUCAAUACUAUCUUGGUGCUACAGAUGCCAUUGGUGAGGUAGUUGAGUUGAAUGGCUCGAGUGUGCUGGUUGUUUUUCUACAAUGCCCAUCAACAAAGGCCACGACCCAGGAACCCGAGGAGCCUAGUUCUCCUUUCUUACCCAGCGACGCCGAGUUCAGUAAGACAGUGACCGAAGUGCUGUCAAAACUACGCCGGGUUUUGCCAGACUAUAUGGUUCCAUCCUUGUUUCUUCCCCUGGCUUACAUGCCUCGCAAUGCUAGUGGGAAGGCAGACCGUCGACGCCUGCGGGAGACAGCCACUGAGUUGUCCCACGAUGAGGUCCUCUCCUUCAGAUCUGGAGCACCCAAUGGCCAAUUCCAGGAGGUAUCGACUGGUGCUGAACGCAUUCUUCAAUCCGUCUGGAGCCAGACACUUGGGCUUCUAGUGUCCAGCAUUGGCGCAACAGAUGAUUUCCUUCGGUUGGGAGGUGACUCGAUCAUCGCUAUGAAAGUCGCCCCACUGGCUCGCGAUCAUGGCUUGAAUAUCACGGUGGCCGAUAUCUUCGACUAUCCCCGUCUCUGCGACUUGGCUCGCAUCGCUACGCAGCAGCCCUUUUCCGAGAGCGAACAGAAUACGCCGUUUAGCCUCUCGCCAGUUUCCAGACCCAACCAGUAUAUUUCCUGUCUUCGUGCUCUGGGUCUGCCACUUGGCAAUUCCGAGAUAUCCGAUAUAUUCCCUGUGACAGCAGCGCAGUCUUUCUUCCUGACUCGACGCACUACCCAUCAUUAUACAUUCUCUCUGACGGGCUCGGUUGAUGUUGGACGUCUUCAAGCCGCAUGCAGCACUGCCUUUGACAAGCACAGUAUCCUCCGAACCCUUUUCACUUGCCAUCAAGGACAGGUGAUCCAAACCGUUCUCAAUCGGAUGGAACUUCCUUUCCAACAUAUCGAGGGUCUUUCCGAUGUGGCCGAGUUCAAGUCAUUUCUAUGGGGGGUCGACUCCACUAACUUCGACAUUCUUCCAAGUGUGCCCACCCAGUUCAUCUUACUCUCCAGCCACGAUGGCCAGCAACACGAGUUUAUUAUCCGGUUAAUGCAUGGCCAGUGGGAUGCAGUGUCUAUCCCGGUCUUGUUCAACGACAUUUCCCUGGCCUAUAAUGGACGGUCUGUCCCGCCCUCGACUGAUUUUCCGGUCUUCCUCUACAAACGCGCACAGCAGCCACAAAAACCAAUCUUGCAUUUUUGGAGCGAAUUACUCAAAGGUUCAACUCUCACUCCUCUACCAACCCUCCCGGGUGACACUGAAAAAGAGGUCCGUACCCUGUGGAAGAAUCAGGAUGUAGCCCCAUCGCCACAAGUCCCAGCAGGCUUCACCAUGGCAUCUCUCGUGAAGGCUGCCUGGGCACAUGUCUUGUGGCAGGUCACAGGACACCACGAUAUCACUUUUGUCCAGACGGUCAAUGGCCGAGGUCUCCCAUUGAAAGACGCCGAUCGCAUCCUCGGACCUUGUCUGAAUUUCAUCCCAGUUCGACUGCAGAUACAAGAAUCUAAUUGGACCGUGAAAGAUUUGCUCCAGAAGGUCCAUGCCCAGCAUACUCAAAGUCUCCGUCAUGAAACCAUUGAGUGGUCGGAUUUAGUAGAGCACAGCACUUCUUGGCCCAAAGGAACGGAAUAUCAGUCCAUUGUUCAGCACCAGAACUUUGAUUUGGAUUAUAAACUGCCCAUGGCCGGUCUCGACAGUGCUUUCUCUCUGCAGCACAACUUUACGCCCCGCUCAGAACUCUUCGUUUUUACCUAUCCGCUGCCAGAGCGCCUCCUGGUGCAGGUUUGCGUCUCCACGGCGGUAAUGUCUGAGGCACGCGCAGAUUAUCUUCUCGAUCGCCUCUGUAGCACGAUUGAAUUGUUUGCGGGGAAUCCAAACUGUUUACUCUGUGAUAUACCCACUGGUCAGCUUUAG